Molecule: messenger RNA, 782 nt
Organism: Heterotrigona itama
Lineage: Eukaryota; Metazoa; Arthropoda; Insecta; Hymenoptera; Apidae
Source: the annotation of a GenBank genome assembly
AUGAAUGUGCAAUUGAAAAAUUCCGAGGAAGAAACGCGUUUCAUCGAUGGAAGCGAAUACAGGGGAACUUGGAACACACUGGGCAUGGAAGGAAUCGGCAAAUUCGUUCUGCCGCACAAUGCCAUCUUUGAAGGGGAAUUUCGUGAUGGUACUUUUCAUGGUCAUGGUAGCAUGUAUUGGCCCCGAGGACAAAGGAUAGAUGGAAUUUGGUUGCAAGGUGAAUGUAAGGACAAACGAUAUAUCUUCAACGAUGGACUAGUUUUUCGUAGCGAUGAUUGGGAGUACUGCAAAUUUCCUGAUAGGCGAUAUCAAACGUGCAUUAAAUACGGAUUAAAACCGGCUGGAGCAACGUUACGCAGGAAUGAUCGAAACGAAUAUGUUAUUCCUCCUAUGUGUUACGAUGCAGGCAUUGGAAUUUUUAAUCCAUCUAAAUGUUAUAUCACAUCCUACAAGGACUCAAAGAAGGUUGGACUUAUUAAAAAAUUUAUUAAAUUUACUAAACAUUCGAAGAUACUUGAAAUACCAAAUACGAAAUUGAUCCUCUGGAUACGAAAGAACUGUCAGAAAGCGUGGCCAAUCGGAAAUCGAAAAGAUCUUUACAAAGAUUUAUUUCCCGACACGGAGAGUCUCUCUACAUUAUUACCAUUUUCAAAUAAUUCUUUUGAAUCAUGGUGGAAAAGGUACGAACAAAAAUACAUUAAAUAAUUGAAUGGAUCAAUGUUCAUCAUCCCUAUCUUUAUUUUUUUUCUUUUUUAAGAUUGACUACUUUUCGUUCGGAUUGA